Rhagoletis zephyria (snowberry fruit fly) is the source of this 815-nucleotide messenger RNA. Its product is annotated as hybrid signal transduction histidine kinase K-like. The record is from RefSeq and is a predicted model, not a curated record. Lineage: Eukaryota; Metazoa; Arthropoda; Insecta; Diptera; Tephritidae.
GGUUUGCAGCGUAAUCCCAAAAGUCUACUGCCAAUGCCCGUGGAAGACUCAUCAAUGCGACGCUCGUGCUCGCUCAGCGACUUGCAUAUGGGAAUUAGCGGCAACAUGGGUAAAUCUGGUAAAUCCAAUGGUAGUCAAUUGAAAAAUCCAGGCGUUGUUUAUCGUAAUAGCACAGCGACAAGGUCUGCCAGCAAGCGCAAUAGUCUACAACUGAAAAGCUCGACUGGUUUGGGUGCAUCGAGUUCAUCGAUUGGUGUACUAAAUCAAGCGAGUGAUUCUGAAAAUGAGGACAACAAUCGUGGUCGCAGUAGCGGAAGUAGUUCAAAUCGUACUAAUGGACCUACCGCCGCCAAUCGACAGUAUGCAAACAAGAAUUCUAACACAAAUAACAAUCGGCGAAAAGGUUUACAGCCGAAUUUCAGCAAUGCCGCUCCACUGCAAGACGAUUCCAGCUCCGAAGAGACGCCCGGCGGUUCGUCCAACUCCAAACCAAUAGUGCCACCACGCCCGCGUAAUUUAACUUUCGAUCAUAAAAGCAAAGUGCUCAACAGUCCAAAUGUGAUGAAGCAACGUGGCGUAUUUGAAGCGCCUGAAUUUGGCGCACUCGAAAGUUCUGAUCCGAAAUCACAAGUGCACAAUGUGAUUAACAAUUUAUAUACAACAACACAAACGGUUAUGCAACUGCAUGCGAAUCUAAAGAAUUGUGAGGAUUCAUUAAUGUUAAAGGAACUGGAGAAUGCUGUGAUUAUGACACAAAAUAUGUUAACAAACAUUACACAAAAUAAGUGAGUAGCAUGCGAUGGUGAUUUUCUUCU